This is a messenger RNA of Baudoinia panamericana UAMH 10762, 2580 nucleotides long. RefSeq lists its product as uncharacterized. NCBI's taxonomy places the organism in Eukaryota, Fungi, Ascomycota, Dothideomycetes, Mycosphaerellales, Teratosphaeriaceae. The record is from RefSeq and is a predicted model, not a curated record. Gene Ontology annotation, cellular component: U2-type post-mRNA release spliceosomal complex. The transcript has a single exon. Gene Ontology annotation, molecular function: nucleic acid binding. Gene Ontology annotation, biological process: spliceosomal complex disassembly. Bases 40 to 2337 code for a protein of 765 amino acids.
AUGACUAAGCUUCCGUAACUCAAGCCAAGCGCGAGUCAUAUGAAUCGCAUUCCGACUGCGUGUAUCCUGCCCAUCCCGAACUUCGGUAGACCACAACCGACGCUAUACAGUAUGAAUUCGAGUGCGAAGCGGAAGCAUGAAAGCGCUGCCAAAGGUGCUCACAAGGCACCAAAAUUGGGUGGUGCCGGAGGUAAUGGAGGCAAAAUGUCGUUCGCACAGAAAAUGAUGGCGAAGAUGGGCUACCAAGAAGGACAGGGUUUGGGCAAAGAAGGAGAGGGUAUCGUCAACCCGAUCGAGGUCAAAUUACGACCGCAAGGUGCGGGUGUCGGAGCGGUCAAAGAACGUACAGAGCAAUACAAGCAGGAGCAGAGGCGAGCUGCUGAGCGGCGGGGUGAGGACUACGAAGGAAGCAGUGAAGAAGAGAGAAAAGCGCGACGAGAACGGAAAAGAAAGCUUCACGGUAUGAAAGGUGUUGGUAGCGGCACCAGCACCCCUGGAGCGGAGGGGAAGCUGAAGACCAGGUAUAAGACAGUGGCGGACGUACAAGCGGCUGCACCGGGUCUAGAUGUGCCGCCCCAGAUGCUGCGCUCCAUGGUUGAUGCGACGGGAAAGCAAACCAAGCUUUUGACGGACUUUGCCGGCCUUAUGACUUCAGCUUCGGCUCCUGUAGACACUGAGGAGGUGAAGAUUGCAGAGCGAGAGCGGCUCGAACUGGAAGCAUUCAUCGACGCCUGGCACGGGGUGCAGGAACAGAAGAUUUACGUCGAGGAACACGAAGGCCAACAGCAGGUGGAAAUCGAGCAAGAAAAGGAGGAGCUCGAGAAACUGCAGGCUGUCACGCAAGCCAUUGAAAGUCUGCAAUUGCAACCUGACGAGGGUUUAGAAAGCACGAUCGAUGACGCCUCAUGGCAGCAGACGCUGGAGAAGCUUGAGUGCCUUCAGAGGACAUACGAGCAUAACGUUGAGCGCUACGGCUUGGUUGAUGCUGCCAUUGGCGCCAUUGCGCCUACUUUCAAGCGAAGCAUUGCCGGAUGGGAUCCUCUGCAAGAGUCAAACGUGCUUGUGAGCGACUUGCUGCGCAUCAAGGCUAUCCUUGGCCUCGAGAGUACGCACGAGGUCGCCACAGUGAAUGGUCAUGCAGACAUUGACGACCUGAGUGGGAAGCCUCGGCGGCAAACAGCGACUUCUUCUUAUGAGACACUUAUCUAUACGGUCUGGCUGCCAAAGAUGCGCAUGAUCGUAACGAAUUGGGAUGUACUGGACUACAAUACUCUUAUUGCUGUAGUACAAGCGUGGCGGCCACUACUCCCGGCCUUUAUCUACGGCAAUCUGAUUGACCAGCUGAUAGUGCCGAAGCUCGCCACUACCUUGCAGACUUGGAAUCCAAAAAAGCGUAGUCAUCAUCAAAAGCAGCAGUCACUGCAAAGUACACCACUUCACACCUGGAUAUUCCCAUGGCUCCCAUAUCUGCCUCCGUACCAGCUUGAUGCCAAGGCAUCGAGUGGUCUGCUUGUGGACGUGAAACGUCGGCUGCGGCAAGUCCUAGGCGGCUGGAAUAUCUCAUCAGGCAUACUGCCAGGUUUGACGGAGUGGCGAGAUCUGCUAGGCUCUGAGUUCGAUCAUAUCCUUGUCCGCCACCUUCUGCCCCGGCUAGCUUUACACCUUUCGCAGAAGUUUGACAUCGACCCAUCCAACCAAGAUCUAAGGCCGCUUGAGGAUGUGCUGAAGUGGCAGUUUUCAUUCAAACCAGACAUCAUUGCACGUCUGUUCGUUGCAGAGUUCUUCCCCAAGUGGCUCGCAACGCUCCAUUUGUGGCUCACCACAGAAGAUGCCAACUUCGAAGAGAUUGCGCAGUGGUUCGAGUGGUGGAAGGAGCAAAUUCCGGAAAGGCUGUCAUUGCACCCGGAAGUUCUCAAGCAGUGGCAGCAAGGUAGAGCAAUGAUGGACAAUGCUCUUGAUCUGCUCGACCAAGGCACUCCGCUUACGCAGCUGCCUGCUCCGGCCGCUGGACCCGCCAGGCCGCUUGCGCGAGAGCUUGCGCGGCAACUGGACGCGCCAAAACCCCCAGCUCUCAAGCGCCGUACUGAAGACAUAGAUUUCAAAGAUAUCGUGGAAGCAUGGUGUGCCGAAGAGGAUCUUACUCUGGUACCGCUCCGUGAAGCGCAUUCCCAAACAGGACUGCCACUAUUUCGAAUCACGGCGAGCGCGACUGGCAAGGGUGGCAUCAUCAUAUACUUCAAAGGUGACUUGGUCAUGGCGCAGAAGAAGGGUGACAGGACCAAGUACGAGCCUGUUGUGCUCGAUGAGCAGCUGGUCCGCAGGGCUGAGGGCAAGUGAGAGCCAUCCUUCCCGCCUCGUGGGAAGUUAGAUGCACCGACACGGCACUGAAAUCGGCCGCAUAAGCGGAGCUGUGCUGAAAGGUGAGACCCUCCGCUGAAGCCGCUGGAACAGAUGGUUGCCGCGUUUUUUGCUAAUGAUAUAGUGGUAGGGUCGGCUCGGCACGGUAUGUAGUUUCAAUGAAAAUGAUCGCACCUUGGCCAGAAGAGAUCUUGCUCACGACCAGCACGUCUUGGACAUUCU